Messenger RNA from Colletotrichum tamarilloi, 918 nucleotides. RefSeq lists its product as uncharacterized. The coding region runs from base 1 to 918 and encodes 305 amino acids. NCBI's taxonomy places the organism in Eukaryota, Fungi, Ascomycota, Sordariomycetes, Glomerellales, Glomerellaceae. The record is from RefSeq and is a predicted model, not a curated record. The transcript has 2 exons.
AUGCCCGCCUUCCAGCCGCCGAAAAUGACAUACGAGAAAAACAAGGCCUGGAGACGAAUAGCUAAGCCGGACUUUCACGACCCAAAGAUGAUAUGGGGUGACUAUUGGCGGCGGUUCAAUACGAUCGCAGUCCCACUCCUCGAUGAGGACGCCUAUUUUGCCGACAUCAUUGCUGCUGCAAAACACGCCGAGAAUCGUGGACACCUCGAGGAACUUCUCGCUGCGAAACACGAAGAGCGCCGCCGAGAUCUCGACAAUUUCAUCCGCGACAUCGCUCUUUCAUCCAUCACCUCCCGAAAGCACUUCUUGUCUACAAAUACUCGCGAUGCGGCGCUCAAAAUCGGCCAGACUGGCAGUAUGGAUAGCUUCAUACAGUUUGUGUGUGGUGUUAUCUUCGGUUGGAGUAUGGCCGAGGAUAAGCAGCUGAUGCGCGUCACCACCGCCGGUGAUACUAGCACGGUUGGAAACGGACCCGAUGCCCGAUGCGAUGGCGAUGCGCGAGAUGAUGUUUCCGAAGAUGGAGGCGAUCCAUGGGAAUACGAGAACAUAUUCCCCCCCGAGUUAUGCUCCUCACCUGGCUCGGACGAACAAGUGGACGACCCGUGGAGUCAUACUUUGCAGAGAGGAACAAUUUGUCACGAUACGGAUGAGACAACUUCGGAGCACCAAUCUCAGCCAUUAUCAUCCAUGAUCGCCCGAAUCGACAAGCACAUCACCAAAAUCGCCAACAACUCCAAGAUCGUCAUCCGGGCUACACUCCACGUCGCCGCGACCGACCGACGGUUCCACCGUUGCCGCCACGCCUCACUCGAAAGACCCUGGGUCAACCACAAUCCCCUGUCCGGUACAGACCACGUCGCCUUGCACGUCACAUUCCUCACCAAAGCUCUCUUAUGCCCAAGUAGUGGACAAAUCUAG